UGACCCUUGAGAUAAACAAACAUCGCAAUGGAAAUCUGAUCACCAGAAUUUUAAGAAUACGAGUGACAGUGUUGGAAAUUUUUUUAGUGUAUUUCCUUCACACGUUUUCUUACUCAUUAUAUAACCAUGUUCAAGAAGAAAGAUGAAAACCAGGACAUGGUCCAUCAUACUAAUAUUAAAAGAGGAAUCACAGCACAUUUUGCCAAGACUUUGAAAAUCUUACAGCAGAAGUACUUACAGUCAGACAAUGCUGAGUUUAUUUACAGCAAUGAUUCGUCCAAUAACUUGUGCAACUCACUAGAGGCUGUUUUCUUGCAUGGUCUCAAGGAUUCAGUAACUCAGAAGUUGACUGCCUAUGUUGGACUGGCACCAACAGCCCCAGUUGCUCAACAAAAUUUGAAUUUCUGGAGCGUGGCUGCCAAGUUUACACACAAGGAUGUGGUCACACAGCUGCAAGCUUUGUCUCAGAUCAGCACGGAGAUUGGUUGGUGUAGGGCUUGGGUUCGUUUAGCUUUAAAUGAUGGCCUAAUGCAGAGCUACAUCCAUUCUAUGAUUGCUGAUGUUAAGACACUUAGAUAUUUUUAUCAUUCCUACUCCUACCUCAGAGACUUUGAGCAGCCUGGGAUAUUAAACAAUCUUCUAACAGGCCUGAUGAGUCUAGACUUUAAGAUGUCUCUCAACUCCAGUGUCUUGAACAGCUGGACAAAUGGCACCCUACAGCUGGUUGGUGCUUUAGACUCCCAGACUGUCCCCCCUCCGUCAAUCAGUCAAGUUCUUGCUACACCGAGUCAAGUACAGCAUUCACAAAGUCAAGUACAGCAUUCACAAAGACAAGUCCAGCAUUCACAAAGUCAAGUCCAGCAUUUACAAAAUGACAAACAUUCACAAGGGGAGAGAAACUCAGUGAGGCUGGUACAGGAUGUAGCACCCACCCAACCAGUAGGUGAAAUACGGGAGAGUUCUAUCUUUGGAAACCUAAAAGAUUUUGAAGACCUUCACAACACAGUUAGUGCCCUUUCCCAGUCUGAGGGGUCUACGUGUUCCCACGUAUCAUGCCCAGACCCAGGCCCGUAUGUGUUUAGCCAAGCUUUCACCAGCACGUACGAGUCACGUUCCAGAGAGGCAUCAUCCACCCCUCCCCUGUUGGAGGUAAAAGAUUGCGGUAAAGAAUCCACUAGCUCCAUCAAGGAAAAUGUCAACAUUUCCCCAAUACCUGAACCAGCAAGCAGUGAGUGGGACUACAAGAUCACCCCAGCAACUGGCCCAGGACCUGACGAGACACACGAGGUAGAGAUGAGGGGUAAAUCCCAUGUUGUACUUGACGACCCCAACUUAACAGAGAUAGCAGCAUCCCCUAGUAGACCCAGGAGUCGAAGAGUUAGUGAGGACGAUCUCGUCCACCUCUCUCCGACCCGACCUUCACCUUCGUACAUGGAUGAACUGACCAGCAGGCUGUCUUUAACCAAGAGCCCACAAAGAAAUUCCCACGUGGAAGAAAUAAAAUCCCCAAGCGUUAGUUCCCCAAAUUCUUUACCAAACUCUGAAAGUGGGCAUCAACCAUCCGUCACCGCUGAUGUUAAAGACAAACCCAGACUGAGAAACUACGAAGAAAUUUGUGCAUCACUCCCACCUUUAAAGCUGAGCGAGGUUGAGCAAGAAGCAAUUUUACACAGAGUCUUGCAUGAGAUUGACAGACAAGCGGACAAGGACAGGGAGCUAAGGGAAACCACUGCUGUUGAGCAGGCUCAGAAGGUGGUCUACCCUAAUAGUCAUAUCAAUAAAGUUGUUCCCCUUGAGGAUAGUGUAGCCUGGGUGGCCAGUGAUAUCAACACACACUUGAAAACACAAGCCAAACACAGUGAUACCAAAUCUAGUGUACAGAAAACUUCACUGGUUAAACCAGAUAAAAAUAAGGAUAACUCUGAUCUUCUCCAAGAAGGGAGACAAAUCCCUGAUCUUAACAAGGAAGAGACUGGCAAACCUCACCAGGAUGCUAGCAUAGAGAUGUCUGGUGGUUUUGAAACAGGUGACAGACCAUCAGAGGGGAAACUAGAGCCAGUGCAGAUCCCAUCCAAUACAAACCAAACAGAAAAUGAAGCCAACGACUACUCCUCUGGUAGAUUUGGCAACAGCUUAAGUGGCAUGUCAGGCUGGUCCUCAGAGUUUGAUGCUAAAAGUGAGAAGAAAAAUUCUGAGCUAGAGAGCUCCAGAGGAGAGAGUUUUGCAUCCAUGCUGCGCACGUACGCGCCCGCGUCUGAGGAGUCUAACAAAGUCGUAACGCUGGACCAGUUUCUGGGGACCCUGCGAGGGGAUGAGGAGGAGGAAGUGUUGAGUAAUCCUGGAUCAGAGCGGAACUCUUCCAGGGCAGAGGAAGAAUUGCAGCGCCAAGACUCAUGUCUGGCAGACUUUGAAGUCCUGCAGCCAACAACUGAAUGCUUCCAUGGCCAGGUAGAGGCUAAUUGUUCUCGGAUGAUUUUCCUGUUUCGCAUUCCAAGGGAGCUGGGACUCAGCCAUCAGAAUUUUACCUGCCGUGGCUGUGCCUGUCCUAUUGGAAUCAUUUAUGGCCAGCCCCGUAUGUGUGAAUUUGAUGGUGGACUGUACUGCACUGAGUGUCAUGACAACAACGAGACUUACCUCCCUUCCUCCAUUAUUUUUAACUGGGACUUUAGGAAGAAAAAAGUUAGCAAUGAAAACUUCAAGUUUCUUCAAGAGCUAGAGGACCAGGCAGUCUACGAUGUAGAGCAGCUUAAUCCUAAGCUCUACAACCAUGUUCCAGAGCUAAUGGAGCUCAAACUACUGAGGGUCCAGCUUUGCUACCUGAGAUCUUACCUGUUCACCUGCUCACAGAAAGUUGCGGAAACCUUGCGACAGAAAGUUUGGCCUAGAGAACACUUGUAUGACCAUCGGGACGUCUACUCACUUACAGAUUUUCUCCAAGUACCAACCAGCUCCCUACACAAGCUACUGAAGGAGUUAAUCAAGUUUGCCACCCUGCAUGUGUAUGACUGUCUGCUCUGUAGCCAGAAGGGUUUUGUCUGUGAGAUUUGUCGCAACCCCAAAGUCAUUUAUCCAUUUGAGACUGACUCAACAAUCAGGUGCAAGGUUUGUAAAGCUGUGUACCAUAAGACCUGCAUGACAGAAAACUUGCCUUGUCCAAAAUGUGAGAGAUGGGGGCGGAGACACAGUAGCAGCAACAACAUGGGAGACCACCCAGAGGACUAUGGGAUGUCCCCACCACUAUCAUGAUAUGGGAGA
Messenger RNA from Physella acuta, 3255 nucleotides. RefSeq names its product pleckstrin homology domain-containing family M member 1. The record is from RefSeq and is a predicted model, not a curated record. Lineage: Eukaryota; Metazoa; Mollusca; Gastropoda; Physidae.